This is a messenger RNA of Gigantopelta aegis, 1590 nucleotides long. Its product is annotated as multiple epidermal growth factor-like domains protein 10. The record is from RefSeq and is a predicted model, not a curated record. The coding region runs from base 1 to 1590 and encodes 529 amino acids. Gene Ontology annotation, molecular function: scavenger receptor activity. NCBI's taxonomy places the organism in Eukaryota, Metazoa, Mollusca, Gastropoda, Neomphalida, Peltospiridae. The transcript has 11 exons.
AUGGAGAAAGACUGUACAGAGAUCUGUGCUUUUGGAACUUUCGGUGAUAAUUGCACCUUGUUCUGUCACUGUCGGGAUGGACCGUGUGACUACAUAACUGGAGUAUGCACAGGAGGAUGUCAACAAAACUGGACUGGGAUAACUUGCAGUGAGUGUGAUUCUGAUCACUAUGGUCCUCUAUGUGAGAAAUCUUGCUUGAGCAGACACUGUGAUGAAUCAAGUGCUAACUCCUCAUGUAACAAAGUGACUGGACAGUGUGACAACGGAUGUACAGCAGGAUGGAUGGAGAAAGACUGUACAGAGAAAUGUUCACAGAAUAUGUAUGGCUUAAAAUGUGGAAAGUAUUGCAGUCUGCGACAGUGUCUGGGAAGUUCAUCUUGUGAUCACGUCACUGGAAAAUGUGACCAUGGCUGUGAUCGAGGAUAUUGGUCUGACGAUUGUCGAACGAGGUGUCAGGACACCUAUGGAUUUAACUGUAACAUGUCUUGUGGUGCUAGACACUGUUUUGCUGGUACGACGUGUCCUUUGAUGACAGGAAUAUGUACAGAAGGUUGUCAAGCUGGCUGGGAGUUACCUGACUGUACAACUCCAUGUCAAGGUGGUACAUUUGGACAAAGAUGUCAGUCAAAGUGUAGUGAACGACACUGUAAAGGAGACAGCUCGUCUUGUGAUGCUCAGAAUGGAACAUGCCAACAUGGCUGCCAGCCGGGAUGGAAGAGUUCAAGUUGUAACAUUUUAUGUGAUAGAGGAUCCUAUGGCGCUGGUUGUAAAUUCAUUUGUUCAAAAAGACACUGCAAAGUGAUUACGACGAGCUGUAACAAGGUCAGUGGUUCUUGUGAAGGUCUGUGUCAGGACGGAUGGAUAGGCGUCGACUGUACAGGAUGUGAUGGGAAAUACGGGCCAUAUUGUUCAUUAUCGUGUGAUGCCAGACAUUGUAAAGACAGCAGUGCACCGUGUGAUCACAUGACCGGAUAUUGUGACGGAGAAUGUCUGCCUGGUUGGCUAGGUGCUACAUGUACUGACAAAUGUAAUAUAGAGUCCUAUGGUCCUGGUUGUAAAUUCAGUUGUUCAAAAAGACACUGCAAAGUGAGUACGACGAGCUGUAACAGUGAUGAUGGUUCCUGUGAAGGUCUGUGUCAGGACGGAUGGAUGGGAAAAGAUUGUACAGCACACGCUUGCAACAGAGAUUCUACAAGCAUUACGUUAGCCGUUGUGGCGAGUGUUCUUUCUGUACUCUUGGUCGUAGUCACGAGUCUUUUGAUCUGGCACAUUAAAUGUCGAAGACAAAAGUCGGACUCGCAUCAGCUGGAGAUGACCCAAACUAUUUCAAACACGUCCAACCAAUAUAUACACCCCAUUGCUGUAGAAUAUGAAAUCGUCGAUGGACAAGAUGGCGGUCCCAGCAUUCCCAGAGGUCACAGUUCAGCCAUUUAUGUUAAUUCUCCAACGUCACGCGAUGAAAUGGGAGCCCCGCCUAGGCGUUUUGGCAGUGAGAGUGGCUAUGUUAAUGAAGAGCUAGCGAAUGAAUACGAACAACUUUAUUUAACCAACUCAAAGUUGAAUGAUUAUGAUAGAAUAACAGACGGUUGA